AUGGCAACCCCCAGCAGCGUUGCCUUCUUUGUUCAGGCGUGCGUGAGCCUGGCAGAGGUCUGGUUUAUCGGGCGUCUGGGCACGACGUCCCUGGCCGCUAUUGCCCUUGUAUUCCCCUUUCUCAUGCUGACCCAAACGCUGGCUGGUGGCGCCACAGGCGGAGCAGUGGCUUCUGCUAUUGCCAGAGCAGCGGGCUCAGGUGACACCGAAAGAGCAGAAAAACUCAUCUGGCAUGCCCUGGCAAUUGCCGUCAUGGGCGCCCUGCUGCUGUUGUUGCUGUUUCUUCUAUUGGGCGACUGGUUUCUACGCUUCCUUGGCGGUCAAGGCGACAUGCUUAAGCAAGCGGGCACCUACAGCAUCAUCCUGUUCAGCGGUGGAGUGUCGAUCUGGCUGCUUGGGGUUGUCAGCGCCGUCUUCCGAGGUAUGGGUAAUAUGACGCUACCCGCCGCGAUGAUGAUCAUCAGUGCAUUUAUCCAGGUGCCGCUUUCCGGCGUACUGGUGCUCGGUGGAUUUGGCCUGCCGCAACUUGGUGUUGCGGGAGCAGCUGUUUCAGCGGUUGUUGCAGGUACCCUUGUCAGCCUGAUUAUGCUUGUUGCACUGGCCCGCGGAUCCUCACCGAUCAAGCUGCGCAUCAGCACCUGCAGCUUCAGCAGAACUCUGUUCGAGGAUAUUUUCCGCGUCGCCCUGCCGGCUUCUUUAUCCCCUAUUCUGACCGUGGCGACCAUCAUCAGCUUGACCGCCAUUGUUGGUCGCUUUGGCGAAAAUGCCCUCGCCGGCUACGGCAUCGGAUCACGCCUCGAGUUUCUGAUGAUUCCGCUGAUCUUUGGUCUUGGCGCGGCAAUGACGUCACUUGUUGGUAUGAGUGUGGGUGCACGUAAUUUUGCCCGUGCAGAGCGCAUUGGCUGGGUUGGUAGUGCUGCGGCUGCGGUUCUUGCCGGCAUUGUCGGUCUGAGCCUUGCGCUUGUACCUGGUUUGUGGAUACCGCUGUUCACUGAAGAUCCGGAAAUCUAUGCGGCUGCAAAAGCCUACAUUCAGAUUGUGGGUCCAGCGUAUGCCUUUUUUGGACUGGGCUUAUCUCUGUAUUUCGCCUCUCAGGGGGCAGGCGCCAUGCUCUGGCCCGUGCUGGCGCUGUUGGUGCGAUUCGGCAUCGCCGUCGGGGGCGCUUUGUUACUGAUCUCUUUAACCAGCCUGGACCUCAAUGGCGUCUAUUAUGCAGCAAGCGCUGGCAUGGUGGUUUAUGGCAUCAUCAUAGCUGCUGCAUUAAAGCUGGGCGCCUGGCGCCAAUAG
This is a messenger RNA of Symbiodinium necroappetens, 1287 nucleotides long. The record is from the annotation of a GenBank genome assembly. Lineage: Eukaryota; Dinophyceae; Suessiales; Symbiodiniaceae.